GAAUGAUAUAGUCUUUACUCAGACAUCAUCACAGAGUUAGUGCUAAAUCAUUAUCAUCGCUAUGAAUACAGUAUAUAUGCGCGUGUGCAUGAGUGAGCGGAGCGCGCGCCCACGAAUGAGAGAGCGAGAAAGAGAGAGGGAGAGAGAGGGAGGAGGGCUCUGGGUGUCUACUAGGUUACUUGGUGACUUGUAAUUAGUCAGUCUCUUGUUGCUCGCCGCACUUGUCCACUCUGCAGCUCCACGUCCUCCUCUUCCUCCUCUUCCUCCUCAGGGAUCAGGAAACAGCCCGAGCCCACAGCAGCAGCAGCAGCACGAGCAGCACGAGCAGCAUACACUGCAGGAGGCCUGACCUCUCACCUGGAGACGUGAUGCGGUUCGGCUCUUUCUUCAGGCUUCAUCAUAUUUAAUAAGUCAUGUUUUCAGUCAGCUGAUAGUUGUUAUUGAAACAUUCUAGUAACUGCUGUGCUGAGUUCACGCGUCAGGUGGACACGCGCGCGCCACAACUAUAACAACAACAGAGUAACAGACGAUCAAGAAGAGAGAGAGAGAGAGAGAGACACAGACACAGAGAGAGAGACACGCAGACACAGACACAGAGAGAAAGACCCCCUGGACACCAGGUCAGAGAGACCCGGCCCCCGGUCAGAAACGAGGAGAGAGAGAGAGAGAGACAGAGAGAGAGAGAGCGAAAGCCAGAGAGAGAGAGAGAGAGAGAGAGAGAGACAGAGAGUGAGAGAGAGAGAGAGAGACAGAGAGGGAGAGAGAGAGAGAGAGGGUUGUUUUAAAGGCUGCAGGAGGAAUGAUGUCCUACAUUAAACAACCACAUUACGCGGUGAACGGGUUAACGCUGUCCGGCCCGGGCAUGGAUCUGCUCCACACCGCCGUGGGAUACCCCAGCACGCCGCGUAAACAGCGCCGGGAGCGCACCACCUUCACGCGCGCUCAGCUGGACAUCCUGGAGGCUCUGUUUGCCAAAACGCGCUACCCAGACAUCUUCAUGAGGGAAGAGGUGGCUCUCAAGAUCAACCUGCCAGAGUCCAGGGUCCAGGUGUGGUUUAAGAACCGCCGUGCCAAGUGCCGGCAGCAGCAGCAGCAGAGCACGGGCCAGUCCAAACCCCGCCCUCCUAAAAAGAAGGCGUCCCCCGCUCGUGAGUCCAACGCUGAAGCCAGUGCCCACGCCACCAGUGGACCUUACAGCCCUCCGCCCCCUCCUCCAGGCAACGCCAUCACCCCUAGUUCCAGCUCAGCUGGUGCCACGGUGUCCAUCUGGAGUCCAGCGUCCAUCUCCCCGCUGCCUGACCCUCUGUCUGUGUCCACCACCCCGUGUAUGCAGCGCACCACCACCUACCCCAUGACCUACAGCCAGGGCCCCGCCUACAGCCAGAGCUACGCAGGAACCUCCUCCUACUUCACUGGCCUGGACUGCAGCUCCUACCUGUCCCCCAUGCACCCGCAGCUGUCGGGCACCGGAGGAGCCCUGAGCCCCAUCACGGCCUCCUCCAUGGGCGGGCCUCUCAGCCAGUCCCCCGCCUCCCUCUCCUCACAGAGCUACUCUGCUGCCUCGCUGGGAUUCGGAGCCGUCGACUGUCUGGACUACAAGGAUCAAGCUGCCUGGAAGCUCAAUUUCAAUGCUACUGACUGUCUGGACUACAAAGACCAGAACUCCUGGAAGUUCCAAGUCUUGUAAACAACAGCGCGUGGGGCACGGGUGUGACGUAGAUGGAAGAGAAGUUGGGACACAUGAAUCAGUUCAUGUGUCAUCAACUCAAAUAAUCUUUGUUUUUGAAGUGAAUUCAUGUGUUGAUGCUUCUCUUGUAAUGAACACAUGAACACUGCGUUUCUAACUUCAACAUCAAUCAGCAGUGAAAUCAAACACCUUUAGAAUAAAAUCAUUUUACAACUUUUAAGUGAACAAACAAAAAAAACAGUCUAGCUUCUGGAUAAUGGAUAUUUUGUUUGUUCUUAUGUUUCUUUGGUUUAAUUGAUUUGAACCAGUUGUUUCAAAGUAUAAUGGUGAACUAAAUGUUCGCAGCAUACAAUCAAAAGGUUAAACUAAUGUGAUCCCACACUUGUGUAUUUAUUUCUUCCUCCUAAAGUUGGCCUUUGUACUUUGUGUGAUGUAUUAUUUCUCUUCUAAAAAAAGAAGCGGCUUCUCAUCAUCAACGUGAUUCAAAAAAGACAACAAAAAAAAGCGUUGAGACAAACUCAAAGUUCAUUUUCAGGCACUGACAAGAGACUGCACGAGCUCGCCAACACGUGAACACUGUAGCAGACAGAAGCUGAUGGUUCCAGCCCUGAUGGUGUGAUGGAGAAGAGAAGAGCUGCCCUUGAGCAUGGGAGUAGCAAAAACACCUGUGGACCAGGAUCAUUUCCACUUCAUUUGAACCACAAUGGUCACACUGUGCUUCUCCACGCUUCCCCGUGAGGAGAUGACUUCAUCUCACAUAACGUUGCUGUCAUAUGUGAUGGUGAGAGAGAGAAACUCUCUGCUGCUGCUUUCACUUCACUGCGCUCCAAAGAGAAUUCAGGGGGGCAAUAACAGUCAGUAACUACCGCUACACACACACACACACACACACACACACACAGCGUGUGCAGCAACAAAUGAAACAACACUACACGUGUGUACAAGUGAUUAAGUGGGAAACAGAAGUGCCAUUAACAUUCCAACCGUGUGUAAUCCUGAGGCUGGAAACACAUGAGUUCUGACUACAAAUGGAAUGAUGGGAUGCAGCGCGAGCUCGAGCCAGUAAAUAUGUGAUGAGCCCCACUUUAAUGUUUGAUGUUUGUAUGUUUUUCAUAUUCUUGAUCAAGAAGUUUCUUAAAAAAUGUUGUGAAUUUAAAUAAUAAUUGUGGACAUUUGUUUAGAGGUUGACAUUAUUGUCAGUGUUAUUAUUAUUAAUAUUAUGUUGUCAGCUGACAUGGACAUUGCUAAUAUUCUCUUUCUAGAAAACUGCCAACUUUUUAUUUUUCUGGUUUCUGCUUCUUGACUUUAUUAUUAUUAUUAUUAUUAUUGUUAUUAUUUUUUCAAACUCAGGGCUUUAUCCAACACAUGUAGCAGUGAUAGGAUGCUUCUUUAUCAUUUACUGUCAUUUUCCUGUUCGCAUUAUACUUUAACUUUCUCUGACUGAAUUAUUUUGUCUCCUGUGUUUGACCAGUAUCACCACGACCACACGACCAGCUCUGAUGUUUCUGACACAUUAAACACGUUCAUUAGAAA
This is a messenger RNA of Solea solea (common sole), 3220 nucleotides long. RefSeq names its product homeobox protein otx5-A-like. The record is from RefSeq and is a predicted model, not a curated record. Gene Ontology annotation, cellular component: nucleus. Gene Ontology annotation, biological process: multicellular organism development; regulation of transcription by RNA polymerase II. Bases 800 to 1687 code for a protein of 295 amino acids. NCBI's taxonomy places the organism in Eukaryota, Metazoa, Chordata, Actinopteri, Pleuronectiformes, Soleidae. Gene Ontology annotation, molecular function: RNA polymerase II cis-regulatory region sequence-specific DNA binding; DNA-binding transcription factor activity, RNA polymerase II-specific. The transcript has 3 exons.